Messenger RNA from Hippoglossus stenolepis (Pacific halibut), 597 nucleotides. Its product is annotated as ankyrin repeat domain-containing protein 66-like. The record is from RefSeq and is a predicted model, not a curated record. Bases 1 to 597 code for a protein of 198 amino acids. The transcript has 4 exons. NCBI's taxonomy places the organism in Eukaryota, Metazoa, Chordata, Actinopteri, Pleuronectiformes, Pleuronectidae.
AUGAUAUCCACGCCUGGGAUUGGCAAUGCAGGGCGCACCCCCAUGGCUACUUCCCUCUGUACAAAGCCACAGUCCAGUUCUAACCUGUGCACUGGAACAGGCAACACAGUCAAACCCAUUCCCUGCAUCAAAAUGAGACUUACAGGGGGUCGAGGGGAUAUUCUGAGGCAGAACAAGUGCAACCCGACCAGAGGGACAUCGCUGGAGCCACAAGACCCCUCUGCACUGGGCAGCAGCCAAAGAUCACACCUUGCUGGCGUUUCCACAGGCCACACAGAAACAGUCAGGAUCCUCAUUGAGCACGGAGCAAGGCCCAGUCUGAGGACAGACACGGUGGACUCCUGCUCACUUUGCUGCAGAGUCGGCCGACUGGCUGCGCUGUGGCUGCUGCACUACUUCCACGCUCCUAUAGACAAGGAGGACUGCUGGGGAGACAAACCAGUGCGGAUAGCCGAAAUAUAUGGACACCAGGACUGUGUUCGAUUCCUUAAAAAGGCAGAGAUCGAGUGCCAGGCCUACCGCAAGAUGGCGGCCGAGAAAGGGAUUUCACUGGACGACACAGAUGAGGAGUGGAGUGAAUCACGGCAAAGAAAAUGA